Molecule: messenger RNA, 1547 nt
Organism: Anarrhichthys ocellatus (wolf-eel)
Lineage: Eukaryota; Metazoa; Chordata; Actinopteri; Perciformes; Anarhichadidae
Product: upstream stimulatory factor 1-like
Exons: 2
Coding region: 1085-1435 (116 amino acids)
Source: RefSeq, a predicted model, not a curated record
GGUAGGAAGAAGUACUUAUACAACAUACAGGUAGGAAGAAGAGUUAAUCUGGAUUUGUGAACAUUGGUGUGUAUUGAAGCCCCUCGAUACGAUCUGGUGGUACCAAUUACCUCCAAAAGUCACAUAAUCAGUUAAAUAUAGUCCACCUGUGUGCACUCAUUAGAGUCAAAUCAUGUAGCGGAAGAACCAGACAAGACCAGGACCAGAACUCACGAACCAGCCAAGACCAGGACCAGAACUCAGGGCCCAGACAAGACCAGGACCAGAACUCAGGGUUAUCUUUGGUCUCUUAGCAGGUUUGUUGUGGAGUCGUUCUCGUACUAUUUCGUCAUAACGGAUUAAAUUGAGACUCUUGGACGACACACGGGUGAACUGUCUGUAACUACAUGUGUCCUCUGAAGGUCAUCGGUUGCAGCGGAUCUGAUUAAAGUCUAAAAACGAGUUUGUUCAUGUUUUCAUUUCAUCAAUUUUGACCAUUUUUGCGUCAGUUCGUUUCCUAAAAUCUGAAUAAAAUCCAUUUAAACUUCAGGCUGUAAUGCAACACAAUAGGAAAAACGCACAAAGAGGUGUGAAUACUUCACAACGCAAAGAGUCUCUGAGGUGUUCGUUCAGAUCUUGUUCGACAUUCUUUGACAACCUGAGCUGUUAGUUUAGUUUAUUUAUUUAUUUUGCACAAUUUAAACAAUAAAAUAAAAUAAACAAGCACAACAGAGAUAAAUAAUAUCUCAGUGCAGGAAGAGGCCAAAGGCCAACUGGGUUUAUUUGAAGCCUGCACCUUUAUAAUAGAACAGAGAAUGGAUGUUGUAGCUGUUGACAUAUUAAACAUAAGUACGGUGGUGUAGGUCUGCGGGUGGAAACACAGAGACUCACCUUUAGAUCCUGGGUUCAUGUUGUAGAUUAAAACUGCUAAACAACAUGAAUGACAGGUUUUCUGCUCUGACAGCAAACAUGCGGUUCACAUCUUGAUAGUGUGUCAGUAUCACAUUACCCCCCCGGUCUCAGUACUCGUGACCCACUUAGACCUAAACCAGUAGAAGUCAGGUCCGAGAGCUCUGCCGUGUUGUGUAAACACGAUAAUCUGUGAAUGCGUCUCGUCCAGGUGACCUACCGAGUGAUCCAGGUGUCCGAUGGACAGCUGGACGGACAGACGGACGCGGCCGUCAGCCUGGUCACCGGGUUCCCAGCAACCAGUCAGACCGUCACUCAGGCUGUGUUCUCUCAGCCCGACGGGUUGGAGAGCGACGGCGGUGGCGCUGAGACGCAGUACACCUACUACCCGGCCACUAUCGCCGACGCUGCCACUGGCACCAUGGUGACCACGGUACAGGCCUCUGACACUCUGCUGGGUCAGACCACACCCACCGGUAAAUACCGCCGAGACACAGAAACACGGGCUGAAGAUUACGCUGUUAUGUUCUCGACCAGAAAAAAAUAAGAGUAGAACGGACAUUCACUUUUAAGUUAAUGUAGCAAGAUGGUCAGAGCAGCGGCAGUCGCCAUGUUGGUAUUUUUCUCAACCAGUGAACAGGAAGUGACCAUAUCUGGAC